Molecule: messenger RNA, 633 nt
Organism: Trichomycterus rosablanca
Lineage: Eukaryota; Metazoa; Chordata; Actinopteri; Siluriformes; Trichomycteridae
Product: transcription cofactor HES-6-like
Exons: 4
Coding region: 1-633 (210 amino acids)
Biological process (GO): regulation of neurogenesis; regulation of transcription by RNA polymerase II; anterior/posterior pattern specification
Cellular component (GO): nucleus
Molecular function (GO): RNA polymerase II cis-regulatory region sequence-specific DNA binding; protein dimerization activity; DNA-binding transcription factor activity, RNA polymerase II-specific
Source: RefSeq, a predicted model, not a curated record
AUGGCUCACACGGGGAACCCCACAUUCUGGAUGGUUACUGAUGAAGAUGAAUGCAGAGGAGACCGCAAGACCAGGAAGCCUCUGGUUGAGAAGAAGCGGCGAGCACGGAUCAACGAAAGCCUGCAGGAGCUGCGAGGUCUCCUCUCAGACACGGAGUUACAUGCUAAGAUGGAGAACGCCGAGGUGCUGGAGCUGACGGUGAAACGGGUGGAGGACAUCCUGCAGGAUCGCUCACACGAGGGCGACAGCAUGAGUCGGGAGGAGAGCGAGCGCUUCGCCGCCGGUUACAUCCAGUGCAUGCACGAGGUUCACACCUUCGUCUCCACCUGCCCCGGGAUCGACGCCACUGUGGCGGCCGAGCUGCUCAACCACCUGCUGGAAUGCAUGCCGUUAAACGAGGACCUGCAGGACGUCAUCCUGGAUUUUGGAUCCGAGGUUCUCUCUCCUACGCCAAGCUCGCCCGGAGCUCAUUCACCCACAGCGCCGUCCCCCAGCGCCUCCACCGGGGACGAUACGUGUUCUGAACUCGACGAGACUUUCGGCGAGGCCAGUCCGGUCCCGGCGGAGGAGGAGAAGAGUCCUGCUACCGGCCCCACGCUACCCUACUCAUCACACAUGUGGAGACCGUGGUAG